CACUUUCCUCUUUCUCGCGGCUGUCGGGCCGAAAAUCUUUAUUUAUAUCACAUACGACGAUGUUCCCGUAGAGUGCGACUGGCUCUGUGCGUGAAUUACGAAUACGAAAACACGACAGAAUGGCGAACGACGAGGUGCUAGGGCCGCGGAAGACGAUGUUCGUUUUAGUGAUUGUUGUUGGAUGUUUCGCCGUUCUGUGGCCCAGGAUCCUGUCCCCGCUCAUCCUGGGCCACACUUCAGAGCAGCUGAAGCCGAACCAGUUCGACCGGGACGCAGGCUGCUGUGAAGUGAUAUUCGAAAGGGAAGUAGCUGUCCUCGAGCUCCUAAAUGAAGUUUGCAGUUCAGCCCUCGGUGAAGGAAACUUCACUUUAAAGACGGCCUCAGAAUGUCACAAAGCAGUCAACGAUACGUGCGGAAUAGACAUAGUAGCUUUUGUCAAACGUAACGAGAAUGUCGGGAAGACGACGAAGAUGUUAAUGGAAACUAUGAAGAAUAGCAAUAGUUCGUGUUUGAAACAACAUUUCGGGGUCCCAAUGUAUAGUUUGAGUACGCACUUUGGAUCGAGCUCCUGGAAUCAACUAGACACAUUAAAACAAGAACGACCACCGAUCCGGAUGGGUCCCCAUCCGGCGCUACGUGAACGCGGGCGAGCCAUACCACCUGGACCUCCCCCACCGUCCCGGCCGGUCGCUCUACCGCCGCACAUCAGGGUACGGUCCCCCCUCUAUGUGUACUACGAACCAGAAAUUAAGCCCCCGCCAAUCCCAGGCAUGCGACCACCGUUGGGCUCGCCCGGCGGUCCCGUGCCGGCACCGAAGUCAUCGAUGGGCUUCGUGAUGCCCAUCUACACUAUCUGCAUCAUCGUUUUCUUCGUAUACACGCUUAGUAAGAUUCUAUUCAAACGUACCGGCUCGCCCUACGACCACGUCACGCCUGAUCCUCAAUUCCGAAGACGGGUGUUCCGGGAUGACUCGAGAACAUCUCCUGAUAAAUUGGGGGACGCAGAGCUAGCGGCCCUGAAGGCGCGCCUGGCCGAGACAGAGCGCGCCAUGCAAAGGAUCGUUGGCCAGCUCGCGAGGCGCGACGCGGAAGCGCUGGAUAACGCUCGUCCUUACACAAAUGGAACUAUCCUUUUGAAUAGUGGCCCCGUUCAUAUAGUAACUAGUGAGUACCAUGAACCUAAAGAAAAGUCUCCCGAACUACAAAAAGGUAAAGAACAUUCUCAGACAAAAACUGAUCUAGAAAAUCCUAACGUAGAAGUAAGCGAAAACUUGCCGUCCUCAGAACUAGUAGAAACCAAGAACGGAUCUGAUGAAUCCGUUGUACCGGUAAAAGAAGAAGUUGAAACUGAAAAAGUCACGGAAGGAACAUCAGAACUUAAAGAAGCUGUGGAAAAGAAUGAAUCAAAUAACUUGCUCAAAGAAACGGAUCAUGAAAAUAAAGUUGAAGUGGUUGCCAAAGUAUUACAUGAUGUAGAAUUAGAUUCAACGUCAGAAGCUGAAGUUAAUGUAGACCAAAAAGAAGUUAAAGAUAGUAACGAAAAGCUCAAUAAUUUAACGGAAGACAUAGGAUUGAAUAAUGUAGAUCCCCUGACGAAGUUAGCGGAAGAAUUUUUAAAUCAAGAAAUACAACAGGAAGAGAAGCGGGAAAAAGAAUCUACUCCAGCACUAUUAGAAGAGGCUAUUAAAGAUGAUUCUAUUGAAGAGUCGGAUAAUUUAGAAGAUAUUGAAAAUCAAAGUGUCAAGGUGGUAGGUAUGGAAAUGACCGCUCACCCAGCAGACGGUAGUGCCUACAAACCUGAAGCCCCACCCGUCACCCCACAUCCGAAACCGCACAAAGCAGAAGAUGUAAAGGAAAUCUAUCUGGAAACGGAUAUACCGCAACAGUCUCGCGUACUCGUGUCUGAUUUCGCUGAAGAUCGUGCCGACGAACAGAAGACUAGCAAGAAAAAUGCGCAGCUGGUCGUCAGCGGUAAGAUAACGCUGUCGCUGAUACAGGACGAUCCACGGGAGACGCCCGACAGGGAUCUCGAAUCAACAAUGGACGACUUCACCACAGCGAGUGGUCUCACACAACCAGCUGCGGAGAAAGCGGAUGAGCUUUCCGAUGAGGAAAUAGAAGAAGAAAUAGAAGUAGAAGAGAUCGAAGAGAUAGAGGAAAUCGAAGAAAUCGAAGAAGAAGAGGAAGAAAAUGAAGGAGAACCGAAGAAGGUGGAAAAAUGAACUGAUAGGAUACACGGUAUUUUACAGGGAGCCGGUGACUGAACGUUUAACCGUCUUGAAAGGAUUAUUUAUGUAUUUUUAUGGCAUUAUAUUUAUUUAAAGAUAGCCAUAUAGAUAAAUAAUUAUGUUUAUCAAUAAAUUAUUUCAAGAUAACGCCUGAUCCCGAGGCAGGGCCAGAGGUAGGGUCGGUAACGCGCUUGCUGUGCCCCUGGUGUUGCAGGCGUCUAUAGGCCACCGUAACUGCUUACCAUCACAUGAGUCAUAUGCCGAGCUAAUCGUAUACAAAAACACAGAUGACACGAUAUAAAAACUUACAGCCAAUACGGAAAUUGUUUAUCUAUUUCUAAACUUAAAUACGACCAUAUUUAACCGAAUUUCAAAUCUAAAUUCACAAAUUUAGAACUUUAAGGUUUUUUCACAGUUGGCAGCACUUGUGUGGCAUACCCUAAAUGAUUCACAUGUCAUGCAAUUGAAAUAAGGCUUUGGUUGCUAUCUUUAUUGUAUUUUAGCAAUGGACUCAUAUCAAUUAAAUAAAAAAUAAUAUAUAUAUUGACUAACUUGUUAGUACUACUAAAAAAAAUCGAUUAUAACAAAAAUGGUAGCCAUGGUUAUCUAAUGGUUAUUUUAAGUAAUUAAUUU
Melitaea cinxia (Glanville fritillary) is the source of this 2861-nucleotide messenger RNA. RefSeq names its product glutamic acid-rich protein (gene RIC-3). The coding region runs from base 120 to 2222 and encodes 700 amino acids. Lineage: Eukaryota; Metazoa; Arthropoda; Insecta; Lepidoptera; Nymphalidae. The transcript has 12 exons. The record is from RefSeq and is a predicted model, not a curated record. Gene Ontology annotation, biological process: protein localization to cell surface; synaptic transmission, cholinergic. Gene Ontology annotation, cellular component: neuron projection; neuronal cell body; intracellular membrane-bounded organelle.